UAUGGCUAAAACUGAAUUGUUUCGAUACGGUUCGUUCCCAACCGGUUUAUAUACGGCGGCUGGUGAAAACACGAUUCCAGCACAUGCUCACGCCAUCUCACUAACGGAUUAUAGGCGGCAGCCUAGUAACUAUAAGGAGCAGAUCAACUAUAAUGUGGGACACUACGAAGCUGAAAUAAAGGACCAAAGUGGAAGUGCCGUUGGUAACUUUGUAGUUUCAUCACCUUCAGUACAAGCGUACCAUCCGAGCGCAGCGUACGUACCACCUUAUGCAAGCUCAGCAAUCCAUGCGAGCUCUGCAAUACCAACUACACUUACACAAGCAAUCUGGUCGACAAACGAAUCAUCGUGUAGUAUCGAAAACAACAAUGUUUUAAGACCCUCGCCAAUUGCCUACAAAAGCAUCUCAACCAGUAACUCUUUGUCGUGUAACAUAGAACAUGAACCCAAUCAUUUUUCAAGACUUGACCCUAAAGUGACCACUGUGACCUUUUACCUCAAGCUGUGA
Messenger RNA from Anneissia japonica, 508 nucleotides. RefSeq lists its product as uncharacterized. Bases 2 to 508 code for a protein of 168 amino acids. The transcript has 4 exons. NCBI's taxonomy places the organism in Eukaryota, Metazoa, Echinodermata, Crinoidea, Comatulida, Comatulidae. The record is from RefSeq and is a predicted model, not a curated record.